GCGAUCCAGUUGGUCAAGUCCCUCUCCCGCCCCGUAAAACCCUAACAACCCUUUCCCUUCUCUGCUCUGCGGUUGAAGUGGGCGGCGGCUGUCUGCGGUCGAAGGGCGCCAGCGUCCGCCAAGCGCCGCAUUCACCAUGGCUGAUACUGAGUUUAGACGUCAGCUGUGCGGGGAUGUCUCUUCCUCAGUUGUAAUGGUGGAGAAACCUACUGGUCCAAGUUCACAGUUCUGUGUGGGCUGUGUGAUUCACAAGACUACAAUUGACACCUAUAUUCUUACGCGAACAGAAUUCAUACCCAGAAAAUGCAAGCUUGUUGUACACUUCUCUGAUGGUACAAAGCAAGAGGCCAAACGGUUGGUUGGGGACAAGCAGUUCACAGUCAUACAUUCGAGUAAUGCACAUGCGUCCAGCACUGCUAUAUGGUUUCGUCAUGAGCCGAUUGAUUAUUCAGAAUUGCUGUGCAUUGUACCAAAGCCCCCAGCAUCAUUUCAGAGGUUCUGGGACCGCAUUGCAAGGCCUUCCUGUGCAUCAACUAGAGAUGAUGGAACUCUUGUUCCCGAUCGAUAUUUUCUCUAUAUAUGCCAUCAUGAUAACACAAAACUAAUGACAACAGCUCCUAUUUUUCACAAAGAUGGAGGGGUUUGUGGCUUUGUUCUAGAUGACUGUAUGACCACAGAUAAAACAGGUGAGAAAGUGGACGCACAUGUAAAGUUUUGUGUGAAAGCCACCACCGUGGAGAACAAAUUGAGGACUAUGCUGAAGAACGAUGAUUGGAAGCGUGCCCUAGAGGACAAGGCAAAAUGAGUGGUGACUACAGGGAAGACACGCUGCUGAUAUACCCAAGUGCUAUUACUUUUGGGCUCUCUGAAGAAAUUUUGACUCUGGCUCUUAUCCUACAGUUAGAUAUGUACCUGAGUGCCAAGCAAUCCGGUUUGACCCGUCUUUGUGCUGUUGGACUUAUAGCCCAGCCGUUGAAAUUUUGUGUGGUAGACUGGUGCAGAUCAACGCUGAUUUUGAUUAGUAAAUUAACUAUUCCCAGCUCACAUGAUGUGUCAUAAUGUGGUCAGUGACGGCUUUCUUUGGUUGACUAGGCUUCCUUUUUAGUUGGAGAUUCAUUCAGACUAAUCUGGUCGGUUUGAAAUUGCCGUAGCACCAUUAGUUUCGGGUUUGUUGUCAGAAGUUCAUUUGUCUGUUGUCGCGACAGCAAUACUGUUGACAUUGGGAUUUGUUGUCAGAAGUUCACUCGUCCAUUGUCGUGGCAGCAAUACUGUUGACAUUCAGUAACAGAUAAACAAGCAUUUAUUCCUUC
This is a messenger RNA of Setaria italica (foxtail millet), 1310 nucleotides long. RefSeq lists its product as uncharacterized. The transcript has 4 exons. Bases 137 to 805 code for a protein of 222 amino acids. Lineage: Eukaryota; Viridiplantae; Streptophyta; Magnoliopsida; Poales; Poaceae. The record is from RefSeq and is a predicted model, not a curated record.